Trachymyrmex septentrionalis is the source of this 1208-nucleotide messenger RNA. RefSeq names its product histone-lysine N-methyltransferase SETMAR-like. Gene Ontology annotation, molecular function: nucleic acid binding; DNA-binding transcription factor activity. The transcript has a single exon. The record is from RefSeq and is a predicted model, not a curated record. Gene Ontology annotation, biological process: regulation of DNA-templated transcription. Lineage: Eukaryota; Metazoa; Arthropoda; Insecta; Hymenoptera; Formicidae. Bases 127 to 1155 code for a protein of 342 amino acids.
CAUAUGUUUAUGUCGAUGCGAUGUGUCAGAUGCUUUCGUGUUUUGAUUAGUGACAUUUCAAAGCAUAAUUAGUGAUAUUCAUUAUCCCAAUAAAUUAAAAACUGUUUACUUGAAAUCAGCUUAAAGAUGGAAGGAAAUAACGUGUUUUUUCGAUGCAUAAUGCUUUUUUAUUUCCGCAAAGGCAAGAACGCGACACAAACUCGAAAAAAAAUAUGUGCCGUAUACGGGGAAGAUGCCGUAAGUGAUCGCAUGUGCCAGAAGUGGUUUGCUAAAUUUCGUUCAGGAGAAAUGAAUAUUGAAGAUGCUCCUCGCUCUGACCGGCUAGUCACCACCGAUGUCGACCAAAUUACAGCUUUAAUCGAUUCCGAUCGGCAAAUCACAGUUCGGGAAAUCGCAGCAAGGUUAAACAUUGGCAAAUCAGUUGUUUCCGAACAUUUAAACAAGCUCCAGAUUAUAAAAAAGCUUGAUGUUUGGGUACCGCACGACUUAACUGAAAAAAAUCGUAUUGAUCGCAUUUCCAUCAGCGAUUUGCUAUACAAACGCAACGAAUACGAUCCAUUUUUGAAGCGUAUCAUAACAGGCGACGAAAAGUGGAUAAUUUAUAAUAAUGUCGAGCGUAAAAGGUCAUGGAGCAAGCGAGGUGAACCGCCAUCGAUCACUCCGAAGGCAGGUUUACAUCCAAAGAAGGUAAUGCUUUGCAUUUGGUGGAAUUGGAAAGAGAUAGUGUACUAUGAGCUACUACCGAACAACGAAACCAUCGAUUCGGACAAGUAUUGUUCACAGUUGGAUAAAUUGAAGGUGGAAAUCACCAAAAAGUGUCCGGAAUUGAUCAAUAGGAAAGGCGUCGUUUUUCAUCAUGAUAACGCCAGACCUCAUACAAGUUUACAGACUCGACAAAAAUUAUUGGCGCUUGGCUGGGAUGUUUUGCCUCAUCCACCAUAUUCCCCCGACAUUGCACCCUCGGAUUAUCAUUUAUUUCGGUCGCUACAAAAUUCAAUUAAUGGUUUAAACUUUGCUUCUUUGGAACUCCUCAAAAACUACUUGGACAGCUUUUUCGCCGAAAAACCCCAGGACUUCUACGAGAGGGGAAUUUUGAAAUUACCCAAAAGAUGGAAAAGUAUUGUGCAAAAUAAUGGUGCAUAUGUUACAGAAUAAAAUUACUUUUAACAAUAAAAAUUUGUCGUUUGAAUUUUGCUUAAAAAUCCGCA